CCUAUUUAAACAAAAUAAUGUCAUGAGUGAUUGCCUUAUAAAACUACACCUAAGUAUUUACCCAGAAUUGUUGAUUUAACGACAUUGUGAUUCUAUCAGUUGCCAGAUAAAAUUUAAUGUUUUUAUUGAAAUCUUCUGAAUAACUCGUGUACCAGGCUAAAUAGUAAAUAUUACAGUCAGUGUGGGUUCGGGUGCACGCGGCUCGCGUUCUUAUAAAAAAUCAAACAAAAUAUGUAUGUGCUUAGGGCUUAGCAAAAUCACUCAGAUAGCGCAAACAAUCAUUUAUAGGCAUGCAUAAUCAGGAAAAAUUAAACAUAACUGCUUCGAACGGCAAUAACAACUAUGGAGCCGUCACCGGGAGAACCAACAGGUUACCAAGCAGUUCAUCACCAAGAAGGAUUAUUUAUUGUGUUCAUGGUAAACCGAGUGAUGGAUGUUGUAAAGUUUUGGAAGGGGAGGUGAUUGAUGUUGAACAGCCAGCUGAAGAACUUAAUACUAUUACCAGAGAAAAUACGGAUACCACUGACUUAGUAAAUAAACAUUGCCACAUUUCCAAAGUGCCAGAAGUAGACAGAAUAGCAAGAAAGAAGCUCAUCAUAGCCAGUGUCUUAUGUGUAGUAUUUAUGAUAGCAGAAGUCAUAGGUGGCUAUUUAUCAAAUAGUUUAGCAAUAGCAUCAGAUGCAGCUCACUUGCUAACCGAUUUUGCCAGUUUCAUGAUCUCUUUAUUUUCCCUUUAUAUGGCAAACAGACCAAAAACCAAAAAAAUGUCCUUUGGAUGGUACAGAGCCGAGGUUAUAGGGGCUUUAACAUCAGUUUUAAUGAUCUGGGUCGUAACUGGAGUUCUUGUAUAUAUGGCAGUCCAGAGAAUUAUACAUGAGGAUUUUGAAAUUGAUGCUCCCAUUAUGCUUAUCACUUCUGCCAUUGGAGUUGCUGUUAAUAUUAUUAUGGGGGUGUCACUACAUCAACACGGCCAUAGCCAUGGAGGUGGCAGUCAUUCACACGACAAAAGUUCCAAACAGAAUAUAAAUGUACGAGCUGCAUUUAUACAUGUUAUCGGGGAUUUUCUUCAAAGUGCUGGGGUCCUAGUUGCAGCUAUUGCUAUAUAUUUUAAGCCUCAAUGGGUAAUAGUAGAUCCCAUAAUGACGUUCGUCUUCUCAGUAUUUGUCCUAAUAACCACCUUUGCAAUUAUAAAGGACGCACUGAUGGUACUUAUGGAAGCUCUGCCUAAAGGCAUAGACUUCGAGGAUGUUAUGAAAAUUCUCACUAAUAUUGAAGGGGUGAAGAGAGUUCACAAUUUGAGAAUAUGGGCACUUAGUUUGGAUAAAAUUGCUAUGUCUGCACAUGUGGCUAUUCGUCCAGGAAUAAAUCCUCAAACCAUCUUAAUGGUAGCCACCAAAAAUAUCCAUGAUAAAUACAACUUCUUCGAAAUGACGUUGCAAAUCGAAGAAUUUGAGGAUUUCAUGGAAGACUGUAAACAGUGUCAAAACCCUUAGUCGUUCUUAAGUUUAUUUUCUACCAAUAAUAGUAUCAACGCCAAUAAAGACAAAAACAUUUUAUAUUAAUUGCAUAUUUUGAAUUUAUUUACUUGUAAUUCAAGGUUCUUAUAUAACUUCUCUCAGUUAGGUAAUUAUAUACCAUGAUUUUUAAUUUAAAAAAAUACAUAAUGUAAUUAUGGAUAUUACUAAUAAUAACUUAUGCAAGAGUUUAAUGACGUUAGUUAAAAUGUAAAAAUAGUGAGAAAAACAUAUGCAUUAAAUAUUUAAUUUAUAUUCUAAAUAUACUACUUUAAGUCAUAUACAUAUUUUUAAGCCAAUCCUUGUAAAAGUUUUUAUUGGUAUUUAUGAAAGUGUAAAAAUAACUAAUUUACGUUAGAAUUUAUUAGUUGCCUAUUUUAAUUCUCGCAUUAUAUUGGCGAACUAAGGAUUUUUAUUGCAAUAAUAAAAAAACCCUUUAAGGGCAUUAAAGGUGGACUGUUUUAACACUCUGCUAUUUCAGCUGAUUGAAAGCUAUAUAGAGAUCAAGUUUUAUAUAAUUUAUUAAGGUUUUUCAAAUAGUUUUCCGUUAUUGUUUUUAUUUUGAGCAUUGUAUUAAGAAAUUAAUUUUUAUUUGUGGAACUCUUUUAAGAAAUAAAACCAUAUAUUUAUAACA
Anthonomus grandis grandis is the source of this 2148-nucleotide messenger RNA. Its product is annotated as zinc transporter 2-like. Gene Ontology annotation, cellular component: plasma membrane. Lineage: Eukaryota; Metazoa; Arthropoda; Insecta; Coleoptera; Curculionidae. Gene Ontology annotation, molecular function: zinc ion transmembrane transporter activity. Bases 291 to 1493 code for a protein of 400 amino acids. Gene Ontology annotation, biological process: zinc ion transmembrane transport; response to zinc ion. The transcript has 7 exons. The record is from RefSeq and is a predicted model, not a curated record.